UCUUCUCUCUGCUAUGUUAUUAUCCCAAGAACCCCAGGACUUGCUGCAAGCUUACUCUCAAAUAUAGGCAAUCUCACCAUCUUCACUUCAUCUUCUGGCUAGUUGGUUUCUUUACGAACAUGGCAGCAGAAAAAUCAGAAGCCGCUAAUGCUGUUUCACUAGUGCAGCACUUCUUCAAACAAGACGAAGAGUUAUCCCAGGAAUGCCAAAAUCUCAUUACGACCUUACCCACGGAAUCAGAUUGGUUUUCAGUCCAGAUCUACCAAUACCAAGGUUUCUGGCACAUGAAGAGCCUCAUUCAAGGAAUCCUCAAUUGCCAGAACCACUUCCAAGCCCAUGACUCAGACAUUCUCAUUGUCACGCCGCUAAAAUGUGGCACCACUUGGCUCAAAGCCCUCGUUUUCUCCAUCCUCAACCGCAAGAAUGCAUAUAAUAUGAACCCGAAUCUCGACCCCACUCGAACCAGUAUUGAACCACACCCUCUUCUCUCUGCCAACCCUCAUGUUCUGGUGCCAAAUCUUGAGUUUGAUCUCUAUUUUAACACUACCAAUCCUGAUCUGAGCUCAUUCCAAUCACCAAGGCUCCUUUCUAGCCAUCUACCAUACGUUUCGUUGCCAGAGUCAGUAAAACAGUCAAGAUGUAAGAUAGUGUACUUGUGUCGAAACCCUAAGGAUGUGUUCGUGUCGCUCUGGCACUUCAUGAAUAGAUUAAGGCCAGAGGUUGAAGAGUUGAACACAAUGGAGUAUUUGUUUGAGAAGUUUUGUCGAGGAGUGACUUUUUUUGGGCCAUUUUGGGAUCAUGUGUUGGGGUACUACAAGGAGAGUUUGGAGAGGCCAGAGAGGAUAAUGUUUUUAAAGUAUAAGGAGCUUAAGAGUGAGCCAGUUAGGGUUUUGAAGGACUUGGGAAAAUUUAUAGGGUAUACUUUCUCUGAGAAAGAAGAGAAUAAUGGUGAUGUUGUGGGUGAUAUAUUAAGGCUUUGUAGUUUUGAGAGUUUGAGAAAUUUGGAAGUGAAUAAAAGCGGAAAAUUGGAUUCUGGGGUAGAAAAUAAGGCUUAUUUCAGACGUGGAGAAGUUGGAGAUUGGAAGAAUUUUUUCACAAUUGACAUGAUCAAACAGAUUGAGGCUAUUACUGAAGACAAGUUUGGAAAACAUGGCUUGAAGUUUUAGACCAACAUGAUCCUUGCAGUCCACUCAAAAUAUUAAGGUGUAUUUCAAUUUAAUUGGCAAAGAAAGGAGGCUUAAGGUUUGGAGGUGGGAGAGGCUAAGGGUUCAAACCUUGGCUUUAUCAUAUUUUACAACAAAUAUGUGACGUGGUGCGUGGUGGCGGCGUAGCAUAUGAGGUGGCUUGAGGGGGCACACAUGUGGUAGGUGACGUGGCAUGAGAUGGUAGUGUGGCACAUGAGGUGGCUUGAGGAAGUGCACAUGUUGCAUGUAACAUAGCAUGAGAUGGCUAAGUGAUGUAACAUCAUCUGUCGAACACAUGGCCUGUGACGUGGCACAAGAUAGAAAAUGACGUGGCAUCAUCUGUUGCAUAUAUGACAGGUGACGUGACAUCAUUUGAUGCACAUGUGGCAAAGUGA
Prosopis cineraria is the source of this 1579-nucleotide messenger RNA. RefSeq names its product cytosolic sulfotransferase 5-like. Gene Ontology annotation, cellular component: cytoplasm. The record is from RefSeq and is a predicted model, not a curated record. Lineage: Eukaryota; Viridiplantae; Streptophyta; Magnoliopsida; Fabales; Fabaceae. The transcript has 2 exons. The coding region runs from base 120 to 1166 and encodes 348 amino acids. Gene Ontology annotation, molecular function: sulfotransferase activity. Gene Ontology annotation, biological process: sulfation.